Messenger RNA from Coniophora puteana RWD-64-598 SS2, 1200 nucleotides. Its product is annotated as MFS general substrate transporter. The record is from RefSeq and is a predicted model, not a curated record. The transcript has 10 exons. Lineage: Eukaryota; Fungi; Basidiomycota; Agaricomycetes; Boletales; Coniophoraceae. Gene Ontology annotation, molecular function: transmembrane transporter activity. Gene Ontology annotation, cellular component: membrane. Gene Ontology annotation, biological process: transmembrane transport. Bases 1 to 1200 code for a protein of 399 amino acids.
AUGACCGAGACGCAGAAGCGGCGAGCGCUCGUGCAGUUUUCUGCCCUCUGCUACUUUCUUUUCGUGGAGGGCUGGAAUGAUGGAUCAAGUGGGCCCUUGUUACCGCGCAUCCAGAAGGUCUAUAACGUGGAUUACACGAUUGUUUCGCUGAUCUUCGUUUUCGCGUGUGUGGGCUUCAUAUCCGGCGCUAUCUCAAACGUGUACUUGGGCGAACGCCUCGGCUUCGGCAAAGUCAUGGUCCUCGCAGCCUCAUGUCAAGUAAUUGCUUACUCCAUCGAGGCGGCUGCGCCGCCCUUCCCCGCGUUUGUGGCUGCGUUCGCCAUUAACGGCUUUGGGCUCGCCAUCCAGAACGCUCAAGCAGUGGGCUAUACCUCCUGCUUCAAGGACAAACCCGAAGCUCGGAUGGGCUUCAUCAUGUCCUGCUACGGUGCGGGCGCUCUGUGCGCGCCUCUUGUCGCAACCCAGUUCUCCGCUCUUCCGCGUUGGUCGUUCCACUACCUUGCGUCGCUUGGACUUGCUGUGGCAAACUGGGUCGUAAUGGCGGUGGUAUUUAAGGGGAAAACGCAGGACGAGUGUCUUGAACAGAUUGGACUCUCUACAGAAAAGGGUACGAGUGACCGCAGUCAAAUGCGACAGAUUAUGGCGUUGAAGGAUGUGCACCUGCUCGCUGCGUUUAUCUUGUUUUAUGUCGGCGCUGAGGUUACGAUCGGCGGGUGGAUCGUAACGUACAUCAUUGACGUUCGUGGCGGUGGCGCGUCUUCGGGGUAUAUCUCUACCGGAUUCUUCGCGGGUCUCGCAAUCGGAAGAGUGGGUUUGCUAUGGGUGAACAAAAAGAUCGGAGAACGCCUUGCGCUCUUCAUCUACGCCAUCCUCUGCAUCAUCUGCGAGCUCAUCGUCUGGUUCGUCCCCUCGCUUGCAGGCGAUGCCGUCGCGGUCGCGAUCGUCGGCUUCUUCUUCGGGCCGAUGUACCCGAUCGCGAUGAACCACGCGCGGCGCGUCUUUCCGCGCUGGAUCCUCACCGGCUCGGUGGGAUGGAUCGCAGGCGUAGGGCAAGCGGGCUCGGCGCUGGUGCCGUUCAUGGCAGGCGCGGUGGCUAGCAAGGCGGGGAUUAAAACGUUGCAGCCUGUGUUGGUUGGAAUCAUUGGAUUGAUGACGGCGCUUUGGGCGCUUGUUCCCAAGGGGGCGAGGAGGCCCGAUUAA